This is a messenger RNA of Cucurbita moschata (crookneck pumpkin), 1579 nucleotides long. RefSeq names its product alcohol dehydrogenase. The transcript is spliced from 8 exons. Gene Ontology annotation, molecular function: oxidoreductase activity. The record is from RefSeq and is a predicted model, not a curated record. Lineage: Eukaryota; Viridiplantae; Streptophyta; Magnoliopsida; Cucurbitales; Cucurbitaceae. The coding region runs from base 79 to 1344 and encodes 421 amino acids.
AUAUAUAUCAAUCCAACUCAACCAACAAUCAUUCUCAUUUUAUUAAUCCUUUCUCCGUUUCUCUCCCCAUAGCAGCUAAUGGCGUUUUUCCCCUUCAUCCGGAGAGCCGUCUCUGCCAAACUCCUCUCUCAAUCCCACUGCUCUGUUUCCAAGUCCCUUCUUCAUCGUUUUUCCCCUGCUUCUUCUCCACACUCCUUUCAUUCGCGGGGAGAAUUGGCCUCCUACAUGCGUGCAGCUAUGUUCACGGAUCCCAAUAAGCCGCUUACCAUUGAGGAAUUCAACAUGCCCCGUCCCAAAGCUGGAGAAGUCCUCAUCAAAGUCAAGGCUUGUGGAGUUUGCCAUUCUGAUCUGCACGUUAUGAAAGGCGAGCUUCCCUUCCCUAGCCCUUGUGUAGUUGGACAUGAGAUCACUGGUGAAGUUGUUGAGCAUGGACCGCUCACAGACAGUAAGACCAUAGAAAGACUUCCAAUUGGAGCUCAUGUUGUCGGAGCAUUCAUCAUGCCUUGUGGAAACUGUUCCUGCUGUUCAAAGGGCCAUGAUGAUUUAUGUGAAGAUUUCUUUGCUUAUAACCGGGCCAAGGGAACACUUUAUGAUGGUGAAACUCGGCUGUUCCUUCGCAGGGAUGGAAAACCCAUAUUCAUGUACAGUAUGGGAGGCCUUGCUGAAUAUUGUGUCACUCCAGCCAAUGGAGUGGCAGUUUUACCAAAAUCGGUACCAUACGCGGAGUCGGCGAUUCUAGGAUGUGCAGUUUUUACUGCUUAUGGUGCAAUGGCCCAUGCAGCCAAAGUGCGCCCAGGGGAUUCUAUUGCUAUUAUUGGGAUUGGAGGUGUCGGUUCAAGUUGCUUGCAGAUAGCAAGGGCAUUUGGUGCUUCUCAUAUUAUUGCCGUUGAUGUUCAGGAUGACAAACUGCUAAAAGCGAAGACAAGUGGUGCUACACAUGCCGUUAAUUCUCUUAAAGAAGAUGCAAUUGAAAAGAUCAAAGAAAUAACAGGAGGAAAGGGGGUGGACAUUGCUGUGGAGGCAUUGGGAAGGCCACAGACAUUCAUGCAGUGUACUCAAAGUGUGAGGGAUGGAGGUAAAGCUGUAAUGAUUGGUCUUGCCAAACACGGAUCUGUAGGCGAGGUUGAUAUUAACCGCCUUGUUCGUAGAAAGAUACAAGUGGUUGGGUCUUAUGGAGGAAGGGCAAGGCAGGAUCUGCCCAAGGUGAUUAAGUUGGCAGAAUCGGGAAUUUUCAAUCUUAACGACAUGGUUUCUCGAAAAUACAAGUUCGAGGAGGCAAAUGAGGCAUUUCAAGAUCUCAACGAGGGAAAAAUCAUCGGUCGAGCUGUUAUAGAGGUCGCCUAAUCCCUCGAGCUGUUGUAGAGGUUGCCCCCCAGUCCCUUCACUGCCCCAAAUCAGCACCUUUUAGUUUAUGUGACACACAAAUAAAUAUUAUGAGAUAAGCUUUUUUUUUUUUUUUUUUGGUUUCUCUUGUGCCCUCUGAACUUUGGUUUGGUAAAAUCAUGAUCGUCCCGGGUUAAAAUUCAUCGAUGUAUGUUUAGUUUAUUUUAGUUCCUUGAAUAACAAAACCAGUAGUGCU